Molecule: messenger RNA, 1910 nt
Organism: Talaromyces stipitatus ATCC 10500
Lineage: Eukaryota; Fungi; Ascomycota; Eurotiomycetes; Eurotiales; Trichocomaceae
Product: DNA polymerase iota, putative
Exons: 3
Coding region: 159-1910 (583 amino acids)
Biological process (GO): translesion synthesis
Molecular function (GO): DNA-directed DNA polymerase activity; damaged DNA binding
Source: RefSeq, a predicted model, not a curated record
AUAAGCAGAGCAUUGGAAUAGCCAUUAUUUCUAGUGUGUACUUUGGUGCCGGUGUGAAAAUCCCAAAGCGAGAUUCCAUCAUUUCAUUGCGGAUUCCGAUCUACCCAAGGUACAGUGACUACCGCAUAUAUUUAAACCGAUGAAGUUGACAGGCGCGAAUGGCAGCGCUGCGUCGCGAUGACAAUCGCGUCAUUAUCCAUUUUGACUAUGACUGCUUUUAUGCUAGUGUUCUAGAGGCAGAAAAUCCUGCCUUGAAAUCUCUGCCGUUAGCUGUGCAGCAGAAACAGAUUAUAGUUACAUGCAAUUAUGAAGCUCGUCGACGGGGUCUGAGGAAGCUACAGCUUAUCAAAGAGGCGAAGCAGAUAUGUCCUGACGUGGUCAUCAUCCUUGGAGAAGACCUGACCAAAUUCCGCGAUGUUUCUAAAAGCCUUUACUGCUUCUUGAAGAGCUUUCUAUGGACUCAGAAAGCGGAGAGACUGGGGUUUGAUGAGGUGUUCCUGGAUGUUACGGAGAUGAUUGACUAUAAUAUGUCGCUUUUGAAUCGUCACGACUUGGCUCAUUCAUUCUUCUGCUUAGAUAAACGGGAUCCAGCAAUUGGUUUCCAGUUUGACGCUACGAGCUAUUGCGGUCUAACUUAUCCUGAAACCAUUGGAAGUCCCCUGCCUAGAAAUACGGCCGUCGAUGGUCAGCAUAAUCUGGUCCAGCGCCUUAUCCUAGGAUCCCACCUGGCACAUUAUAUGAGAUCCCGUCUCGAUAACGAGCAUGGGUACACAGCGACCGUCGGUAUCUCGACGUCGAAGCUUUUAGCCAAACUGGUUGGCAAUGUAAACAAACCAAACAACCAGACAACACUUGUCCCACCAUAUUCCAAUAGCGAGGGGAUGAGUAAUGUCAACCGAUUCAUUGACGACCACGAAAUCGGCAAAAUUCCGGGCAUUGGGUUCAAAUCCGCCCGGAAGAUCAGGACGUACAUAUUACAUCGCGAGGCUACAUUUGAACCGUACACGGAGCGGAAUGUGGAUGAUCAAGUUAAAGUUCGAGAAGUGCGUCUCACCCCAACAAUGGGCCCACCAAAAUUACUCGACAUAUUAGGAGGCCAUGGCGCAUCCAGGGAUAUUGGAUUCCAGAUAUGGAAUUUGCUGAAUGGGGUGGAUAACAGUGAAGUCCUAGAAGCGCGAAUCGUUCCGACGCAGAUCAGCAUUGAGGAUUCUUACAAGGGACUUGAGCAGUUUGAAGAUGUCAAAAAACAGCUUAACCUCCUUGCUGCAAGUCUGAUUAAACGGGUGAGAACUGAUUUACUAGAUGAGCAGGAUCAUGAUACAAAGGGAAAUGAUACUCCACGUUGGACAGCACUUCCUCGUACACUUCGGCUAUCAACUCGACGGAGAUCACCCAAGAAUGCAGAUGGCUCACGAGACUAUAGCUAUGCAAACGGGCGGACAUCACGCUCGGGACCUGUGCCGAAAUUUAUGUUCAGUCUUGCAGAGAGUGCUGAGGCGGUGGCGGAGAAGCUAGUGGAUGACUCCCUUGUUUCAAUGUUUCGUAAGCUGCAUCCAGACAAAUCGUUUGGGGAGCUCAGCUUGAUCAACGUUGCGGUUACCAAUAUGGUGGAGACUGCGGGGGAUGAUAAACAAAGUAGCGGCAGAGACAUUGGUAAAAUGUUCAAGCAACAGGGGUCUUCGAUCGCCAGUGCAGUUGUUGAAACAAAUCGCCUGGACGAUCAGGUGUACCAGGACUCUACUUCUAGAAAUGCGGCGAAUGUGACCGUUACGACUCAGAUCGACAACACGGAGUGGGAAGAGAGCGAUGAAGAAGAUGUACCGUCUGCUCAGUUAUGCGAUGUCUGUGGCAGUCAUAUUCCUGUAUUUGCUUUUGGUGCACAUGCUCUGUAUCAUGCUGUCCCUGAUUGA